AUGUUUUCGUUGUGCUGCAACAAUGGGAAGAUUAAGUUGCCGGCGAAUACGUUGCCACCAAAAGGUAUAUUUGAUCUAUUUUUCGGCAAUGACGAAUUAUCCAAAAAAUUUCUCCAGAACAUCAGAACCUACAACAACAUGUUCUGCUUCACAUCAAUGGGUGGUAAAAUAGACACGAGCGUGAACAAGGGAGGCGCACCACCUGUUUUCCGAUUAAGUGGACAAAACUAUCACCUAAUGGGCAGUCUCCUUCCAGAAGAAGGCAAAGCACCACAUUUUGCCCAGUUGUACAUAUACGACACGACAAAUGAAAAGAACAACCGUAUAAAUGCUGUGAGGGGUAGAGGUGAACAAGAUGACAUUCAUGUAGAAAUAGUGAAUGUCAUUCAGAAGGAGCUCGAUAAGAAUAAUGUUUUGGUUAAGUCAUUUCGGAUGGCUAUGUCUGAGCUUGAUAGUAACCCAUGCGCUGGAGUAAAAAUAAAGUUAUUGGGAAAAUGCACUAAAGAUGCAAGGACAUACAAUCUGCCGCAAGUGUCCGGAACAACUUUAAUAGUUGGAGAUCUGGAUACCAGUAUUGGUGAGUGUGAUAUUGUUGUUCAAGCUAAGGGUGGGCAAUUGCAGAGAAUCAGUGAAUUAAAUCCUUCAUACCUGCCACUGCAAUACCCACUGUUGUUUCCAUAUGGUGAAGAUGGUUAUCGGGAAGACAUUGCAUUCUCGAACAGAUUUGUUGAGAGUUCUACAUUUGAUGACGAUGGUUACCCGGUAUAUAGAAGGAGAGACAAUGGCAGUAUAGUUACAAAGAACGGGAUCGCGUUGGACAACAGGUAUGUGGUACCGCACAAUAGACAUUUAUUGCUUAAGUACAAGGCUCAUAUAAAUGUCGAGUGGUGCAACCAGUCACGCUCAAUCAAGUACCUGUUCAAGUAUGUUAACAAGGGUCAUGAUCGGGUAACAACCGAAUUCUACAAAACAAGCAAUGAUGAAGAGAAUGGGAAAGCCAUAGAUGAGAUUAAUAUGUACUAUGAUUGUACGUACAUAUCCCCAUGUGAAGCGGUCUGGCGGUUGUUUGGUUUUGAUAUACAGCUUAGGGCUCCUUCAGUGGAAAGGUUAAGCUUUCACCUUCCUAAUCAACAGAGUGUGAUAUUUGCAGAUGAUGAUCCUGUUGAGAACAUUGUUAAUAGACCCACUAUAGCACAGAGCAUGUUCUUGGAAUGGUUUGAGGCGAAUAAAACAUUCCCAGAUGCAAGAGAGCUUACUUAUGUUGAGAUGCCCACAAGAUUCGUUUGGAAGAAAGACCUUAGAAAAUGGCAGCCACGGAAAAAAGGGUUCUCAAUCGGAAGGAUAUUCUAUGUUCCACCAGCUACUGAAGAAAUCUUUUAUAUGAGGUGUUUGUUGAAUAAAAUACGUGGCCCUACAAGUUAUGCAGAUAUCAGGACUGUUAAUGGUGUCCACUAUGACUCAUUUCGAGAUGCGUGUUAUGCAAGAGGUUUAGUUGAUGAUGAUAAUGAAUAUGUUGAUGCAAUAGAUGAAGCCAGUCAUUGGGCGUUAGCAGAUCAAUUGAGGAGAUUAUUUGUUACAUUGCUAAUGAGCAGUUGCAUGGGUAAACCGGAAACAGUUUGGUAUGAUGUGUGGCCACAUUUGUCAGAUGAUGCACAAUUCCAGGUCCGCAAACAAUUGCACAAUAGAGAUUUUGUGUUGACCGAAUUUGACAAGAUGAACUUUGCUUUAGUGGAGAUUGAAAAGCUAUUAUCUAUUCAUGGUAAGAGUUUCAAGGACCAUCCUGAAAUUCCUACGGCAAAUUUUGCGGCCUUAAACGUUAUAUCAAACAGGUUUAUACAAGAAGAAUUAGCAUAUGACUGUGUGGAACAGGAGAAAGAGAACCAGGAAUUGGUAAGGCAAUUAACCGAAGAGCAAAAGCUCAUAUACAAUGAGGUGUUAACCGAUAUUGAUCGCCAAGCUGGCGGGUUAUUCUUCGUUUAUGGUUAUGGAGGGGCUGGUAAGAUGUUUUUGUGGAGAGCAUUGUCCUCCGUGUUAAGGUCUCAGAGUGAAAUAGUGUUAAAUGUUGCAUCUAGCGGCAUAGCUUCGCUUUUAUUACCAUGUGGCAGAACUGCACAUUCUCGGUUUGCCAUACCGAUAUCUGUUAAUGAAGAUUCCACUUGCAACAUAAGUCACGACAGUCAACUAGCAGAGCUUAUUGUGCAAAGCAAGUUGAUAAUAUGGGAUGAAGCUCCAAUGAUGCACAAAUUUUGUUUUGAAGCCCUAGACCGAACUAUGAGGGAUUUGUUGGGCUUCAAAAAUCCAAGGAGUUAUGAUAUGACAUUUGGUGGUAAAACAGUUGUUUUCGGUGGCGAUUUCAGGCAGAUUUUACCAGUAAUUCCAAAGGGUACCAGACAGGAUAUUGUCCGCGCAAACAUUAGCUCCUCAUAUCUCUGGAAAUUCUGCAAAGUAUUUAGGCUAACUAAGAAUCUACGUCUGAGAAGUGUGCAAUCACAAAUCGAGGGUAAAGAGAUCGAGGAGUUUGCAAAAUGGAUAGCUAAUAUAGGUGACGGAACUGUUGGUAAUCAACGUGAUGGUGAGUCAGAUAUUACAGUUCCAGAACAUUUAUUGCUGAAGUGCGAGGAUGACCCUAUUGCUACAAUUGUUGAUAGCACCUUCCUAAUUUUAGACAAGGGAUUGGCGAUCUAUAGCAUUAACCAAUACAUGAAUGAUCAUAAUCCGGCCGAGGGUAAGACUUACUUGAGUUGUGAUUCUGUUUGUAAGUCAGAUUCAAAUGUUGAUAUGUUAGCAGAUUUGCAUACUCCCGAAUUCUUGAAUGGCCUGAGAUGUUCUAGAGUACCAAAUCAUGCUUUGACAUUGAAAGUUGGGUCACCUGUUAUGCUCUUGAGAAAUAUUGAUAACACACUAGGAUUAUGCAACGGUACAAGGUUGAUUGUUACUAGGUUAGCUGAUCACGUGUUGGAAGGCAAGAUCAUGUGCGAAAGCUCAGGAGAGGAGAGGCAAAGAGAUGGAUCAGAUGAAGGCAAGGUGAAAUGA
Ipomoea nil (Japanese morning glory) is the source of this 3033-nucleotide messenger RNA. RefSeq lists its product as uncharacterized. Gene Ontology annotation, molecular function: DNA helicase activity. Gene Ontology annotation, biological process: telomere maintenance; DNA repair. The record is from RefSeq and is a predicted model, not a curated record. The transcript has 6 exons. The coding region runs from base 1 to 3033 and encodes 1010 amino acids. NCBI's taxonomy places the organism in Eukaryota, Viridiplantae, Streptophyta, Magnoliopsida, Solanales, Convolvulaceae.